Pleuronectes platessa (European plaice) is the source of this 6316-nucleotide messenger RNA. It is a transcript of the gene sema6d, whose product is annotated as sema domain, transmembrane domain (TM), and cytoplasmic domain, (semaphorin) 6D, like. The coding region runs from base 312 to 3659 and encodes 1115 amino acids. The record is from RefSeq and is a predicted model, not a curated record. NCBI's taxonomy places the organism in Eukaryota, Metazoa, Chordata, Actinopteri, Pleuronectiformes, Pleuronectidae. The transcript has 20 exons. Gene Ontology annotation, biological process: negative regulation of axon extension involved in axon guidance; semaphorin-plexin signaling pathway; axon guidance. Gene Ontology annotation, molecular function: chemorepellent activity; semaphorin receptor binding.
CAGAGCUUUGAAGAUCAGUCAUCAGAGCGCAGGGGCCCGGGGACGGAGGAAGAGCAGGCGGAAUCGAACAUGCUCUUAUGUGGUCGAGCGGAGCUGAAAUCUGUGCGCAACUGUGGAUAAAAGAGAGCAAAGUGGUGUCCGGACGGAGAAUGAAAAUAUCAGGAAUACACACGCUGGGUGUUUUUCUCCUAAAUGGAUUACCAAAGGAAUAAUAGGACGUGCGUUUGGAUUGCCCGGUUCAUGAGUGAAAUCGGAUCCUCAAGGUAACAACUCCACCAGUGUGAAACAGGAAGUGUCGUCUGUGAGCAGCCAUGGGCCAGAGAGCUGUGCUUCUGCUCAGCGAGCUGCUGCUGCUGCUGACAGCCUCACGCACUCUCCUCGCAGUCAGCUUCCCCGAGGACAACACACCCCUCGAUGUCGUCGACGCACACUUUUCACGGAGGUACCCAGUGUUCAGAGGCCGGCCCUCUGGCAACGAGUCGCAGCAUCGCCUUGACUUUCAGCUGAUGACCAAGAUACAGGACACACUGUUCAUCGCUGGCAGAGAUCAGGUGUACCUAGUCAGUCUGAGAGAGUCCUACAGGAAUGAGAUCAUUCCUUACCGGAAGCUAACGUGGCGAUCAGGCCAAGCUGACAGAGACAUGUGUGCCGUCAAGGGAAAACACAGAGACGAGUGCCACAACUUCAUAAAAGUGUUGGUUCCCAGAAACGACGACCUGGUGUUCAUCUGCGGCACCAACGGCUUCAACCCCAUGUGCAGAUACUACAGGCUGGAUAACCUGGAGUUAGAUGGAGAGGAGAUCUAUGGACUGGCACGGUGCCCGUUCGACUCCAGGCAAACCAACGUGGCUCUUUUCGCGGAAGGGAAGCUGUACUCUGCCACCGUGGCCGACUUCCAGGCCAGUGACGCUGUCAUCUACCGCAGUAUGGGUGAUGGAUCGGCGCUGAGGACCAUCAAAUACGACUCCAAAUGGCUGAAAGAACCUCAUUUCCUGCAUGCAGCCGAGUACGGGAAUUAUGUGUACUUCUUCUACCGGGAGAUUGCGGUGGAGCACAGCAAUCUGGGCAAGGUUGUGUACUCUCGCGUGGCCCGGAUCUGUAAGAAUGACGUGGGGGGGUCACAGCGAGUGCUGGAGAAGCACUGGACGUCGUUUGUGAAGGCCAGGCUGAACUGCUCGGUGCCGGGGGAGUCCUUCUUCUACUUCGACGUGCUCCAGUCCGUCACUGACAUCGUGGACAUCAACGGGGUUCCCUCGGUGGUGGGCGUGUUCACCACGCAGAUGAACAGUAUCCCAGGGUCAGCAGUGUGUGCCUUCUCCAUGGCCGACAUCGAAAAGGUUUUCUGGGGUCGGUUCAAAGAGCAGAAGACUCCUGACUCGGUGUGGACUGCAUAUCCGGAGGAGAAGCUUCCCAAACCGCGACCCGGGAGCUGUGCGGGUCAUGGUCCAGCUGCGUCCUUCAAGAGCUCCAUCGAGUUCCCGGACGACACCCUGCAGUUCAUCAAGUCCCACCCCCUCAUGGACACAGCUGUGCCCUCCAUCGGGGACGAGCCUUGGUUCACCAAGACACGUGUCAGGUACAGGCUGACAUCGCUGGCUGUGGACAACGAAGCCGGGCCCCACAAGAACUACACGGUGGUGUUCAUCGGGGCGGAGUCGGGGGUCGUCCUCAAGGUUCUGGCCAAGACCACCUCCUUGUCCCUGAAUGACAGCCUGCUCCUGGAGGAGAUCGACGUCUUCAACCGGGCAAAGUGCCUGUCCAACCAUGAGGACGACAAGCGUGUCCUCUCGCUGCACGUGGACAAAGACACGCACAGCCUGUACGUGGCCUUUUCCAGCUGCGUCAUCCGAAUCCCCCUGAGUCGCUGUGAGAGACACACGUCCUGCCACAAGUCCUGCAUUGCAUCAAGGGAUCCUUAUUGUGGCUGGAAAUCUCCCGGAGCUUGUGAGAGGAUUCUGCCCGGUGUUUUGACCGGAUAUGAGCAGGACGUUGACCUGGGAAACACUGCUCACCUGGGAGACUGUCACGCGUUUUUGGGCUCUACUUCAGCGCCAGAUUACAAAUCAUUUGGCGACCCUACCUCUGACAUGGAGUUUUCAUCUACGCCAGUCACUGUCCAGCCCAGUGUGCCCAUACACCCCCCACUACUCAUACCCACUCAGAGCCCCAGCUCUGGGCCUGGUCCAGAGCUCUACGGCUCAGGCUUUGUGCUGCAGGAUGACCCAGCAACCUCCCAUUCUUUAGACUCUAUCCCAGGGGGCCAAGAGGGUGUGUGGGAUAACCAAGCAGCUGAGACCAACCAGAUGGUCCACAUGAACAUCCUCAUCACCUGCGUGUUUGCAGCUUUCCUCAUGGGCGCUCUCCUAGCUGGUCUGAUUGUCUUCUGCUACCGAGACUCAUUCCUCCGUAAGCCGAGACACGUCCACAAGGAUACAGAGUCGGCCCCCUCCUGCUCCGACUCCACUGGAAGCUUCAUCAAGCUCAAUGGCCUCUUUGACAGUCCAGUAAAGGAAUAUCAAACCAGCAUUGAGUCCCCCAAGCUGUACAGCAAUCUGCUGAGCAAUGGCAAAGACCUGCAUUCGCCCAACGGUGACACCAAGACCAUGAUCCUGCGGGAAAGUUGUCAGCCCCCGGAGCUUGCUGCCCUGCCAACGCCGGAGUCCACCCCUGUGCUUCAGCAGAAAGGCCUCCAGCCCAUCAACAACCAGUGGGAGAGGGCUCAGGUAAAGGGCAGUGGGCCCUGCAAGGAGUCCAACUCAGCAGCAGCAGCAAAGAGUCCUCAGUUCCUUCUUUCCCCUCCUGCUCCUCCCAACGCCAACGCCAACCCCAACCCCCACCACCCUCACCUUGCCCUAGGACACUCCCACAUCCCGAGUGCAGUUGUUUUACCCAAUGCCACACAUGACCACCCGAACCUUGAAAGUGGAGAUGAUACCCUCCCACAUUCCUCUGAAAAGAAACCGAAGAACCCAGAUUCCAGGGGAAGUAGGAAAGAGCAGAAGAAGUCGGUGGAUGCCAGAAAUACUCUUAAUGACCUUUUAAAACACCUCAAUGACUCUGUGGCCAACCCCAAGGCCAUUCUUCAAGAGGGAUCAGGGCCUCGCCCGAGACAGCAUCUCACACUGGAGCCCAUGGAGGAGCUGACUGAAUUACCCCCCAGGGUGCCCAGCCGUGAGGCCUCCCUGUACUCUCCCUCCUCCUCCCUACCGAGGCACAGCCCCACUAAGAGGGUUGAUGUCCCCAUGCCCUCCACCCCCACCACACCAACAGGUAGCCUGAGCAUGGGGGGCACUCUGGAGCGGCAAAGAGGGGGGUACCAGCUCCACCGGAGUGCGUCUCAUAGGCAGUCCUUAUCCACCUCACCAAAUGGGGUAACCAUGGGAGUGUCUUUGUCUCGCCAACACAGUAUGAACAGAGGUGGUUAUAUGCCCCCAACCCCACCCUCCAGACUUGACUCUCAUAGUGGAAUGAUGGGGGCUGGACUGCACUCCCCUCACUCGUCCUCUAUGUCACGACAUAGCAACUACAGUGGGCAUGGCUCGCUCCCCCGCACAGGGCUGAAACGGACCCCGUCGCUUAAGCCAGAUGUGCCCCCCAAACCCAACGGGUUUUCACCACAGAGUCCACAGAUGCGAGUUGUCAAUAAGUACAGUUAUUAAAAUAGCAUGAACACUUCUCAGUGAGCUGUUGGCCUUGACCGUAGAGCUUUGAGCCCUAAGGGCUUGGGGGGGAGCUAUCAAUGGGGUAUGGCCGAGUGUGUGUUUGUGUAUUGACUUGAGGUGUGUUUCCCCUUUAAAUGAUAUGCACAGUCACUCACACUAAAAAGGGAAAAUCACAUGUGGCCAAAGAUAUUCCUUGGGGCUUUUCGGCUCCCUACGCCUCCAUCUCCCUCCGUAGCCACAAAGAUAUGAAUAGUGGACAGUGGUGAACCUGCUGCUCCCCAUUGUAUCUGCGCUUGGGUGUCGACCGGUCCCAGUUAGGUACAAGGUUUAGGACGCCAGCAGGGCCUGCUACAGUGUCCGUGUGCGUGGUACCAGGUCCAAACAGUGGAAUACUUGAAGAAGGGGUGUCAUUUGUCACUGCCAUUGAGCACUGUCUUCCCACUAAUGUGAACUGAACAGAGAGGAGAGGUAGACCAUGCCUUUGUUAGUAGGAUACCUGGGGCAGAGGAGAGGAAAAUCAAUUAUCAUGGGGUUCGUUUUGCUCGAGAUACACAUGACCACAAACGGCUGAAUCGGGCAGCAAACAACGAACAAAGAAAGAGUGAAGAUGUAUGCAUUUGUGUGUGUGUUGACUGGAAAGCAGGCUUAUAUAAAGCCAGCACACACAUUAGGCCUUCACCCUUGGUAAACCUAGAGUGUUGCUAGAUGCCAGAGGAUGCACCUUAAGACCUGUAAAAGACCCAAGUCACUGUCUUUCAUUUCAACAGCUUUUCUUUGGUCAUAUUUGAACCCAAAUGAAGCAAGCCUAAACCAUAUGUGUGUGUGUGUGUGUCCCUCCAUGGGGGUUUUGGGUUAAGUUGGGACGUUGACACAAACUCACUGGGACAUUUUAGUACAUGUGCUGCUAUUUUAGACAUAGGUGAUUUGUCUUUGAUGCGUUUGUUUUCCCGACCAAACUGGGGUAGCCCCUGGUAUGGGUGUGCACAUCUGCUACUGUGUGUGUGUGUGUGUGAGCGUGUGUGUUGUAUUGCAGACAGAGGCCAAGUGAUACAGUUGUUGGCAACCAAACGCACUGUUAAAGCUGAUACGUGAGAAAAAUGCUUCUCUCCUGGACUGAAAGCUCCACUGCCCCGUUUAGGAGUUAUACUGGUGGUUCAAGAGACGUCUUUAUGUAGCUUAAGUGUUAAUAAAGAAAAAAAUACAUUUCACAUCUCGCUCUGUAAAAGAAUUUCGAACAAACUGAUUUGCCUUGCUCAUGUCUUGCCGUUUUAUUUAAAGGAUGAAGCUAAAGCAGCACCAAUGGUUUAGCUCUUGUGUAUGAAUCCAACAUUUCAGUGCACUUCUGCUGUAUUGAACAUUUGCGUCCUCUAGUAGGGGAGCACUAUAAUUUCCCUCCUGCAUAAAUCCUAUUACGGAUGUAUAUUAAACUGACUCCAGAACAAUACAUGGAUGUAACACCUCUGUCAUCUGUCGUGCCGUGUUCCCUGUGCAGCUUCCCUGCAAGGUGGCCAGUGUACAAUCAACACAACAUUUUACCAAUGUGUCCAAAUGAGUCAUGCUGGGAAUGACAAAGAUCCUGUAAAUACUUAAAUACUAUAAAUAAGGAUUAUACAUAUUUUUAGGCAAGUGAACCUGAUUCUGUGCAUUGUGUGCCUUAUUCACAAAACGAACUACUACAGUAUAAAAUAUUGGCAAUGUCAAUUGGUCCUGUGUAUGUUAUUGUCAUAUACUAUAUACAGAUUUUUUUUAUACAAUUGAAAUUCAGCCGGACGUGUGUUGGGAAGUCGCGACUUAAUCCGAAGUGAUGUGGAGGCAAAUUGACAAACAGACCACAUGCGGAUGGUCGUCAUACAAAAGGACAAAAAACAGCAUUUGGGUUAUAAAUCAGUUUUUCUUUCUCUAUUACUGCUGGUGUUGAAAAGAAGAGCGAUGCUAAUCCACCACACAGAGGUGCCAUGCAGUGAAUGUAUUUCCUUGACAGUGGGAUGAAGGGUGGUUUCGAUCUCGCACUGUGGAGCAGUCGGCUCAACGCUGCACACAUCCCGCCCAACAGCCAAUGUAUUAACACAGUGUUCACACGAAAGCCCGGUUGCGGUGGCAGGAGUUGUUUCUAUCGGCCAGUAAGGACGACCGGGGGGGUCGGGUACCUUCUCUGGGUGACAUCUGCCAUCCUGUCCCAGUGUCAGUCGCCUGUUUAGCCCAAAGCCACUUUUUUGUUUACAAGUGAUGAUUGUAUGUAAAGAUUCUUCGCCUGUCAUCUGACCAGUGUUUUGGGCUCUUUUCUACACACACACACACACACACACACACACUCGACACACACUGCUCAACUGCCUUGUACAUUGCAAUAUGAACUGGGUCUUUCUGUUGCAAUUCUAAAUUGACGCCUUUAUAUUUCAGUCUGAGCUCUGUGUACGUGGAGAUGAAACCGGAUUUUUUGUCAUGUAACUUUUGAUUUACAUACUGUGCAACAUGGUGAUGCAAGGCCAGCUGUGUAUAUAUAUCUGAUCUCCAGAGUAUUUGAGCAUGUAGAUAGGUUGUAAAGUUGUACUGUGAAUGUGUAAAUAAUAACGAUGGUCUUUGUUUCAUGAUAUUUUUUGUUGAUUUUUUUAACACAGCAUGUAUAGUUGAAAUAAAACAUUACUGCACAGAAA